AUGGGGGAGGUUUUGCCCAAAGAAACGGAAGAGGCAGCCAAGGAGGAGGACGCUGCCCUGAUUGAAUUCUACAGCUCUUUCAGGGACCUCUUUGAGUUCUUCUGCUUAAACACCACAAUCCAUGGCACCAUUCGCUUGGUCUGCUCGGGCGGUAAUAGGAUGAAAACAGCCUUCUGGGCGCUGCUCUUCCUAUCCAGCUUUGCUAUGCUCUACUGGCAGUUUGCACUCAUCUUCAACCAGUACUGGGCCUACCCAGUUGUCAUGUCAAUGUCAGUUCACUCAGAACCGAAGAUGUUCCCCGCCAUCACUCUUUGCAGUUUGAAUCCUUAUAGGAUCAGCCCAGUCAAUCAAGAUAUCGCUAAACUGGAUAAUCUGGCGAGGGAAACCUUAUUCAAUUUAUAUGGCUUCCGCAUUCCUAAGAACACUAAGGAAGACGUCGGCAUCGACUUUUCGGAAGAGAAUCCUGGCCAGGUCAACGGCUCCACGUUUCAUCUGGAUCGUAACAUCGCCCUAUUGAAGAUGGACGGCAAAGUGGGGUUCCGGCUGUGCAACAGAACAGGUGGAAAUUGUUACAACAAGGUGUACAUUUCUGGAGUGAACGCUGUCCAAGAGUGGUACCGUUUCCAUUACAUGAAUAUUAUGUCACAGAUCCCGUCCAUUAUCAAAAUGUCCCAAAAUGAAGAUCACAUCAAAAACUUGAUCUAUUCUUGCCAAUAUGAUGGGGAGCCAUGCCGGACGAGCGAUCACGAACAUUUUCACCACCCAGUCUACGGGAACUGCUUCACCCUGAACAAGAAUGGAACGGAUAAGUUCUGGAAAGCUUUCAAGCCAGGAAUUGUUUAUGGCCUAUCCCUCAUUCUCAAAGUGGAGCAAAAAGACCACAUCCCUCUGCUGUCCACCACGGCGGGCGUGAGAGUCAUGAUUCACCGUCACAACCAAACUCCCUUUUUAGAGCACGAAGGUUUUGACAUCAGGCCGGGAACUAAAAGUACCAUUGGAAUCAAACAGGAUGAGGUAUCACGCUUGGGUGGGAAUUACAGCGUAUGUACCCAUAACGGGGAAGAUGUCAACAUCAAAUUAGUCUACAACAGCACUUAUACACUGCAGGCCUGUUUGCAUUCCUGCUUCCAGCAUCAUAUGGUUAAGAACUGUGGCUGUGGAUAUUAUUUUUACCCCUUACCUUCUGGAGCCGAGUAUUGCAACUACAAUAAACAUCCCGCCUGGGGUCACUGCUUCUAUCUGCUGUACAAAGAGCUCACCGACCACCAGUUAAUCUGCUUUAGGCAGUGCCCCAAGCUGUGCAAGGAAACUUGGUAUAAGCUCUCCGCGGGAUAUGCUAACUGGCCAUCAACUAAAUCUGAGAAAUGGAUUCACAGAGCCCUGCAGGCAGACCGCAGGCACAACAUUACCACAAUGAACCGCAAGGAUAUUGCCAAGGUGAAUAUUUUCUAUGAGCAAUUAGAUUACUACUCUUGGGAUGAGUCUCCAGAAUAUAACGUGACUCUGGUGAUGUCCAACAUGGGAAGCCAGUGGAGUCUUUGGUUUGGAUCCUCUGUCCUCUCGGUGGUCGAGAUGUUUGAGUUCCUCGUGGACGUCACCAUCUUAUCUCUCAUCUUCUUCUAUCGGCGGCUGACAGCCAAGAGGAGGCACAAGAUGUCAAGGCCCCCUAAGGUGCCAAGUGUGAGUUUGACCUUGGAGAAAUACCGCUGCAUCGAAGAAGGUCUGGCCGCGGACCAAGAUGCAGAGAAGUCUCAGGCCAGCUAUGAGAACCCAUCCUUCGUUCCCGACGAGGGACUCCCUCCGUAUUCCAAACACAACAAGUAUCAGAUGCCGGAGCUAUAUCCUCCUGUGGUUCUUCACCGAUUCAAGCACCAAGAAGAUCAAGGGACACACCAAGAUCCUCCCAAGAGUUAA
Thamnophis elegans (Western terrestrial garter snake) is the source of this 1914-nucleotide messenger RNA. It is a transcript of the gene SCNN1D, whose product is annotated as sodium channel epithelial 1 subunit delta. The record is from RefSeq and is a predicted model, not a curated record. NCBI's taxonomy places the organism in Eukaryota, Metazoa, Chordata, Lepidosauria, Squamata, Natricidae. Bases 1 to 1914 code for a protein of 637 amino acids. Gene Ontology annotation, biological process: sodium ion transmembrane transport. Gene Ontology annotation, molecular function: ligand-gated sodium channel activity. Gene Ontology annotation, cellular component: membrane. The transcript is spliced from 12 exons.